AUGUCACUCUACUACAGUCAGUACAGUGGCCUAUUUUACUGUUUCGUACAUUCCAGAUAUAUUUCGAUAUUCUCACAACAAUUUGGCUCUUCGUUUCAUCUUGCGGAUGCAUUGGCACAGUUCGAUCCACCGUGUACCCUUGGCGAUUACUUGAAUUCUCGUCAGCCGCUUGCCGAUCAACAGAAUAAGGCGAAAGUUAUCGUGGCCCUUCUACGGCAUCAGCUUAUUAUGCAGCUUCACCGCUUUUGCUACAUAGUGCCUCCUUUUUCGGAUGCGAAACUGCCACGAGCUGGUCAUCAUUGUCCUGACACUUUGAAGCUUUUGAAGUUGCAGAUGUCGAUUGCGGCAUGCGACACGUUGGGCGAGGAGUUCAAGCCGAUAGUGUCGGACUUAUGUGGAAGUAUGCUGAAUACGCAGAGUUUCUGUCAUGUAGAACGAAAACUGAACUUGUUCCUCCGCAUGAGCGCCUAUAUGCACGGUCUUCAUCAUAUUGAAGACAUGGUUUAUCGUCUUAAUGUGUCAAGUGGUUGUCGAUGGUGCUUAUAUUGCCAGACACCAAGAAGGUGUGGGAAAGAUUCAGCCCGACGAGAAAUGUCCCGAAAGGAGGAUGUGUCAAUCGAGCGAUUUCGUACGGUAGUCUCCGAAGACCUGCUCAAUCAACUCAGGGAAGCGCAGAACAGCCGGCAAGAAAUUCUUCGUGAACUUCAAGAAUACGCAUCACUACUGGUCGUCGUACGCAACAUGAAGAAUAAAAAAGCCGAGAAAAUCAAUAUCAGAGCAUCACUUGGACACCAAGUAUUCGUGAAUGCUGAACUUGAUAAAAAGGAUACGGUCAUAGUCAAACUCGGUGGUGACCUAUUUGCCGAAUUGAAACUCGAACGCGCUGAAAUAUUUGUUACGGAGAAGUUAGAUGUUUUGAGGAAGAAAGCCGACCUGUGUCUUGAACUUGCAAGCAAAAUUGAAGCAACAAUGAAAUUUAUUAUGGCUACAGUAGCUUCUCAUGCCAUGGUGGCCUCCAACCAUAUUAAGGAGUCUGCAGUUCGCUCCCUUAUUACCAUCGGAUGUCGUGGAAAGGUCAAGCCGAAAUCCAUCGAUCCCAAUACGAUACGCUUGAUGACAGCGUUAACAAACGCCCUUGCAACGGUAAUUCUUUUCACUAGAACAAGGAGAAAUCUUGAUCGAUGUCGUGCCCCUACACCUAUCAAGUAA
Cooperia oncophora is the source of this 1209-nucleotide messenger RNA. The record is from the annotation of a GenBank genome assembly. NCBI's taxonomy places the organism in Eukaryota, Metazoa, Nematoda, Chromadorea, Rhabditida, Trichostrongylidae.